AUGGCGUUUCUCUUCAAAUCCAAGAAGAACCAGGAUCGCGCGCUGUCCAGCCGUGAUGGCAAUGCUCAUCCCCCGACCUCCAUGGCUGGCGCGAAUGCCCGCAUCCAGAAUGAAAAACACAGGGCAACCCCAACUGGCAGUGUCAACUCGUUAGAAAAUGAUGCCGUCACCACCCCCGAGCGUAAAGUUACCUCUGCCCACAGCCGUCGCGGUGGCAGUGUCGACAACAAUAAUGCCAUGGCAAAUCCUCCUACCGAUGCUGCGCUUCGCAACGGUCCGGCAGCCGCAAACCCGAACGCCUCUUUAUAUCCAUGGUCCCAACGGCGAAUCACCUACACUACGCAAAAUCCUAGUCCGUUCCCCCGAUAUGGCGCCGCCGUCAAUAGCGCAUCCUCCAAGGAAGGCGAUAUCUACAUGAUGGGCGGCCUGAUCAAUAGCUCCACCGUCAAAGGCGAUCUCUGGAUGAUCGAGGCCGGAGGCAGCAUGUCAUGCUAUCCACUGCCCACCACUGCGGAGGGACCAGGGCCCAGAGUUGGUCAUUCCAGUCUUUUGGUCGGCAAUGCCUUCAUCGUCUAUGGCGGUGACACCAAAAUUGAGGAUUCCGAUGUCCUUGACGAGACCCUCUAUCUCCUCAACACAUCCACCAGGCACUGGUCCAGAGCGCUACCCGCUGGGCCUCGUCCGUCCGGUCGCUAUGGCCACUCGUUAAACAUUCUGGGCUCCAAAAUCUACAUUUUCGGUGGUCAAGUUGAAGGCUACUUCAUGAAUGAUUUGUCCGCCUUUGACCUGAAUCAGCUCCAGAUGGCCAACAAUCGAUGGGAGAUUCUCCUCCAAUCCGAAGCGUCUCCGAGUAUACCAGCCGCCCGAACUAACCAUACUGUCAUCACCUACAACGACAAGAUGUACCUCUUCGGCGGUACCAAUGGCUUCGAAUGGUUCAACGAUGUCUGGUGCUACGACCCGCAAGUCAACAAGUGGUCUCAGCUCGACUGCAUCGGCUACAUCCCCUCCCGCCGUGAAGGCCAUGCCGCCGCCCUUGUUGACGACGUCAUGUACAUUUUUGGAGGCAGAACCGAGGAGGGCACCGAUUUGGGCGACCUCGCCGCUUUUAGAAUCUCCCUUCGACGUUGGUACACGUUCCAGAACAUGGGCCCUUCCCCCUCGCCACGAUCCGGCCACAGCAUGACUACUGUUGGCAAGUCCAUCGUUGUACUCGGUGGUGAGCCUAGCACUGCUGCAUCCACCGUUAAUGAUCUUGGCAUUCUCUAUGUUUUGGAUACGUCUAAGAUUCGAUAUCCCGCCGACGCCCAACAGAGUUCGAUUCGUUCUCCCCAGGCCGGCCGCCCGAGCCUGGAGACUUUAAAUCGUCAAGCUCCAGGUGCCUCCAAUGUGGCUCAAGACCCCAAACGAAUCACCCAGGGUGCAGCCGCAGGUGCAGUAGCAGGCGCAGCCACUGUCGGCGCCACGGUAGCGGCUACCAAUGGGUCAGGUCCUAUCUCAAGUCCCGACUCGAGCCGCUCGUUGAACCCGACAAGCCCCGAGCUUCAAGGCCCAGCCGGCGUGGGAUCGAAACUGCCGCGCCCCACGCCUCCGCCGGCCGCCUCACCUCCUCAGGCUCCUGCUGGAUCCAAGUCACCGCCAGAGCCCCCUGCGAUUGGGCGAGUUCGUGGCGCAUCCGUCGACCGCCCUGCCGCCGGCUCGCCGAAGCCUGGCUCUGCUGAGGCCCCUACACGACAACUCGCCGCAGAUCCCGAAGGCCCCGUCUCCGCUGCGGUAAAUGGUCAGCGCUCACCGCCCCAAAGCUUAAGAUCACCCAGCGGCUCAGAAAAGUCCCGUGCGCCUCGCCCGUCGCAGGGCUCUAUCGACAGCACAUUAGAGUCGUCCCGUGCUAAUCGUCCAUCAUCGCCACCGCCCCCGACUCGACAAGGUGGUAGCUUGGUGUCUCGUCGCUCAUCUGGGCGCAAUUCACAAACUGUUGCCUUGCUCAAGGAACUUGAUGCUGCCAGAAACAAGAAUGCCUGGUACGCUUCUGAACUUGAGCUGGCUCGCAAGGGUGGCUAUGUUCCCAACACCUCUAGUGUAGCCCUGGAGAAGUCGUCUCAAACCUUCGACGACGAAGACAAGCCAGUCAUCGAGGCACUCUUAACUAUGCGAACCGAGCUCGCCAACGUCCAAAGUGCGGUUGAUAAACAAGCCGUUGUUGCUGCCAAGCAAAUUGCUGAGGCAGAAAGACAACGGGACGCUGCUAUUCAAGAAGCCUUGUAUGCAAAAGCUAAAGUAGCCGCUGCAUCAACCGCUGGCAGCGCUGCUAGUACCCCGCAACUGGAUGGAGAGCGUGAUGACGUCGGCCGCGUCGAUGGUAUUAGCAAGAAGCUGGCGACGGCACUUCACGUGCAAAAAGAACAGCAAACUCAUAUUGAAAAUCUGAAAUCGGAAUUAGAAGCGGAAAGACGCGCCCGUCAAUUGGCCGACGAGACGUCCAACGCUGCCGAGAAGCGCCUCGCCCACCUCGAAUCUUACAAGCAGCAAACUUCUGCCGAAGUUGAGCGUCUCAAGUCUGAACUGCAUUUGUCACAACGGGAAGCCCGAGAACACUCUGUUUCUGCCUCUGAUGCUGUAUCCGCCUUGGCCUUGCUUAAAGCCGAGAAGGAAGAUGUCACGAACAAAUACAACGACGCUGUUGGGACAUCAAAGAAUCACGAUGAGACCUUUACCUCUCUUCGGGCGGCAAUGAAGGCUUCGGAAGACGGCAAGUCCCACGUAGAGAAGAAGCUGGCUGAAGAGCGCACUGCUCGUGAGAGACUGGAGACCAAGUUCAACAAGCUGAAGGUAGAGCACGAAGCCCGCACAGCCGAGCUAGUUGCUUCCACCCAAAGGUUACGCGACGCCGAAGAGCUGGCAGAGAAGAAUGCAAACGAAGCCCGACAACAUCGCGCGGUCGUCCUCUCUGGACUUGACAAGAUUACCUUGCGUGACUCGCCCAAGUCCAACACUGGAGAGACUGAGCGAUCCACGGCACUGCAAAGUCAGGUCGCUAGCUCUAGUGCCUUGGUCAAGAAGUACCAGCAAGAGCUGGACGCGGCUGCCGAUAAGCUUCGAAGCGCCGAAGAACGCAUUGCAGGUCUGGAACAGUAUCAGGAGCAGUCGAGUCGAGAGGGAGUGUCCAUCAGGCGACAGCUUCAGGCUGCCCUUAGAGAAACCCAGAGUCUGCAGGCCGCUCAUUCGGAUGUGAAAAACCAGCUUGCUGCGCAGCAAUUGGAGACAAAUGCCAUGACUGUACAACACAAUGCGCUCAAGGACAUUCUUAAUGAGCGUGGCAUCAGCCCCACGACUGCUGUGCGCAGUCGAGGACUCGCCAGCCCUCGCACGACUUCACCCGAGCAAACCCGUCUGCGCGAGCUGGAAUCCCAACUGGCAAGCUCGCAUGCUUCUCACGAGGAGACGAAACAAGCUUUUGCCGUGCAAGCGCAGGAAUCCGAUUCUGCUUACCGCGAAAAACUUACGCAGCUUGAGAACGACUACCAAUCUGCUGUGCAUUACGUCAAGGGCACGGAGAAGAUGUUGAGGCAGCUUCAGGAGCAAUUGCAACGUUACAAGGCCGACAACGCCCGUCUCAAGACAGAGAAGGAAGGCUUGGAGGAUCGUAUGCAGAAUGGCGAGAGUAAUGGCCGAUCAUUGGAAACGCCCGUCGCAUGGGAGACUGAAAAGCACAAUCUGGAGCAACAGAUCGGAGGCCUACAAGAAGAGCUCCGCAGUUCCAGCUCUCAAUUGGAGAAGAAGUACGCAGGCGUGCAGAAGGAGCUUGCUGAUCUGCAAAAGGACAAGGAACACUCCACGAAGCAGCUGGCCACGUACGUCAAGGACCUUGACCAAUUGCGCUCUGAAAACGACUUGCUCGAGCAGCGUGCCACCGCCGCCGAGACAAGGGUCACUUUCCUGCUUGAGCAGGUGGAGCACUCUGUCGAUAACUACCGCCGCCGUAGCCGACAGGCCAACAUGACACCGGUUGACGUUGGCGGUUCCAACGGCGUAAGUCACACGCGCCAGGAGAGCUCCGAGGCGGAGAGCGUAUAUGGCGGCGGCAGCCACGGUAACGCGGACGGUCGCAGCAGUGCGGCCCUCGAAAACCUCGCCAGCGAGCUCGAGACCCUCCGCACCCACUGGGAAGCCACCAACAAGAACUACCGUUUGAGCAACACCUUUGACUUUGACCCGCCAGUCGACCUGAAAAAGGACGACGACACCAUGGCCGGGGCGGGGCUCAGCGAGAGCCUGGCCGACUGGCGCAAGAAGCUGGACGCGGAAGAGCACGCCGAGGGACGCAAAUCAAAGUAA
Cordyceps fumosorosea ARSEF 2679 is the source of this 4335-nucleotide messenger RNA. Its product is annotated as Kelch-type beta propeller. Bases 1 to 4335 code for a protein of 1444 amino acids. Gene Ontology annotation, biological process: regulation of cell shape. NCBI's taxonomy places the organism in Eukaryota, Fungi, Ascomycota, Sordariomycetes, Hypocreales, Cordycipitaceae. The transcript is spliced from 2 exons. The record is from RefSeq and is a predicted model, not a curated record. Gene Ontology annotation, molecular function: protein binding.